AUGUCACACACUGCUGUACAAGGAAGUAGGGGCAGUCGCUAUGCCACAGGAAAGAGCUCCCAAAGAAUGUAUCUAUUUGAGUAUGAGAAUUUUCAAGGGCGCAUGAUGGAGCUGAGUGGAGAGUGUCGUAACAUCUGUGACAAGGGGCUAAACCGCGUGGGCUCCAUCAGAGUAGAGUGUGGGCCAUGGGUAGGGUUUGAGCAACAGAAUAUGACCGGUGAGAUGUUCAUGCUUGAGAGGGGCGACUACCCCCGCUGGGACACUUGGUCCAACAGCUACCGUAGUGAUCGUCUCAUGUCUGUCCGGCCCGUUAGAAUGGACCCACAGGACCAUACAAUCUGUCUGUUUGAGUGUAUGAACUUCGACGGUCGUAAGAUCGAGGUUUCUGAAGAAGACAUCCCAAGUUUUUGGUGCUACGGCUUCCAGGACAGAGUCGCCAGCAUUCAAGUAAAAGGUGGAACGUGGGUUGGUUAUCAGUACCCAGGCUACCGUGGAUAUCAGUACCUGUUUGAAUUUGGAUCCUACAAACACUGGAACGAAUGGGGCGCCCAUUACCCCCAGAUCCAGUCUGUGCGAAGAGUGAGGGACAUGCACACGCAUCCCAGAGGCUGCUUCAAGAUGGCAUGAGCAUGGACAGGAGGACAAAACUCUGCAGAGAAACCCUGUGGAAUGUUAAAAACAAGACAAAAAAUAAGAGCUGCUCUAUAUAGGAAUGAACUAUGUGUUCAUGUGUGUCAUGACUUGACUUUUAAUACAGCAUUUUACGUCCAACCACUUAGUUAAAAAUAAGUACAGCAAAUGAAUAAAACUAUUUUAUGUCCCAAAUUUAAUGCCUGUUGAAGAAUUCAUCAGUUGUUUUUAUAGUUGUGCAUUAUUGCAUGUUUUCCGCUCUGCACAAACCUCCUAGCAUUUUGUUUCAUUAGUUUAUAAGAAUAGCUACCAUUCACAAAUGACCUAAAGCUAAUCAGAAUCAAUUUCUAAUUUAGCUGCUAAACCCUGCUGGGAACAUUCAUUGAACCAGAAGGAGGUGCAAUUCAGCACCUCAGCGUACUCAACCUUCUCCCGCUUCAUCACAAGACAUCUUCUAAAAUCUAAAAGCUCAACCGGUAACAUGAUGAUCAGGGUUCUCAACAUGACAGGCCGGAAGGAAAGAGGAGAAUGGCUUUUUCUUGUUCCUGGUACAGAUUUCAGAUGUUCUUUAUUUACCAAAUAGAGGAGAUCCUGCAAGACUUUACCUUUCUCAGGGAUGCUGGCAUCUAAAAACGCAUUUACUUGAAAAUAAACAACAAUAAAAGAUUUUAAAGCACAAUUAUUGUACAAUGUCCUUAAUUCAUUGCUCUGCUCUCUUAUAAACAGUGCUUAGACGUGAGAACACAUUAGUUUAAUUAUUUAUAUACUCCAACAUGCAUAAUAAAUGAGGUAACAAGA
Puntigrus tetrazona (Sumatra barb) is the source of this 1428-nucleotide messenger RNA. RefSeq names its product crystallin, beta B1, like 3 (gene crybb1l3). Bases 1 to 627 code for a protein of 208 amino acids. NCBI's taxonomy places the organism in Eukaryota, Metazoa, Chordata, Actinopteri, Cypriniformes, Cyprinidae. Gene Ontology annotation, molecular function: structural constituent of eye lens. The record is from RefSeq and is a predicted model, not a curated record. Gene Ontology annotation, biological process: lens development in camera-type eye; visual perception. The transcript is spliced from 5 exons.